AUGAAUUUUUAUUCAUUGAAGAAGUUAGCAAUGUCUAAGCUUAUUUUAAGACCUCUUCUAGUACGAUAUUGUUCUAAGAACACAGCAUUGCCAAGGCGGGAUCCAAAUUUAAGUAGCGAACCCUCGAACACUCCUCAUCCACCGAAAGAUCCACCGGAAGUUGGUUAUGAUCCAGUGGGUGUAAAACAUGUUGGCAUAGACGUCCCAGGCUACAUAAGGCCAGCUGCAUUUCGUCAAUUUGAAUGUCCCGAAGAGCGAUUGGGCCCUGGAGCAGGUCGUGGGAAAAAAUAUAAAAAUGGCCAAUAUUUUGGCUACCAUCGUUAUUCCUUCUUUGAACUGCAGAAUCAAUCCCUGGAGUUGAGGGAUGAUAGUCGCUUGGGUGGAGGCGGUCAAGUCAUUAUCGAAGUCGAUGCAGAAGCCGAAUGUGAUGAGAUGAGUUUAGAGCAAAUGAAACAACUGGAGGCGGAAUGUGAGAAACAAAUUGCUAUUCAGGCCAAAGAGAUUGAGGAGGCAAAAUUAAAGGCCCAGUGCGAAGCUCAAGAUAAGGAAAAGGAUCGUGCAAGAGAAGAUAAGUUCCUGAAAAUGAGUAAAAAUGAACAGAAAGCCUUCUGUCAGGCUGAAGAAGAAUUGAAUAACAAAAAAGACCCAUUCAAAAAGCCACAGGAUAUGAAUAAGGACGAGCUGAAAGCUUGGUGUGAGGCCGAGGAGAAACGAGAGGAAAUAUUAGAGAAAGCUAGAUAUGAUAAGAAGAGCCGAGAGCACGAACAACAGAUGGAUAUUGGAGAAGAAUCUAUGCAGAAAAAGGUAGCCGAACUAAAAGCCAAGUGUGAAGAGCAAGAGAAAAAGAAAAAGGAAGUAGAACUUAAGGCUAAACAGGCAGAAGAAGAUAAAAAGAAAAAGCAAGCGGAACUCAGGGCCAAAAAAGAAGAGGAAGAAAAGAAGAAAGAAGCAGAACUAAAGGCCAAAUGUGAUGCAGAAGAAAAGAAAAAGCAAGCGGAACUCAAGGCCAAAAAAGAAGAGGAAGAAAAAAAGAAAAUGGAAGCCUAUCUUAAGGCCAAAUGUGAACAGGAAGCCAAAAACAAAAAGGAAACCGAAGCCAAACUAAAGGACAAACAAAAGGAAGACGAGUUAAAGAAACAGGAAGCUGAUCAAAAAGCCAAAUGUGAACAAGCCGAGCAAAAGAAAAAAGAAGCUGAUCAAAAAGCCAAAUGUGCUCAAGAAGAGCAAAAGAAGAAAGAAGCAAAAUGCUUGGAGGAAGAGUUGAAGAAAAAGGAAGCAAAAUUAAAGGCCAAUCUUGCAGAGGAAGAGAAAAAGAAAAAGGAAGCUGAAGAAAAAGCCAAAUGUGAUCCAGAAGUACAAAAAAAGCAAGCGGAACUAAAGGCCAAAAAAGUUCAAGAAGAAAAGAAGAAAAGGGAAGCCUAUCUUAAGGCCAAAUGUGAUGCAGAAGAGAAGAAAAAGCAAGCGGAACUCAAGGCCAAGCAAGAAGAGGAAGAAAAGAAGAAAAUGGAAGCCUAUCUUAAGGCCAAAUGUGAACAGGAAGAGAAAAAUAAAAAGGAAGCCGAAGCCAAACUAAAGGACAAACAAAAGGAAGACGAGUUAAAGAAACAGGAAGCUGAUCAAAAAGCCAAAUGUGAACAAGCCGAGCAAAAGAAAAAAGAAGCUGAUCAAAAAGCCAAAUGUGAUCAAGAAGAGCAAAAGAAGAAAGAAGCAAAAUGCUUGGAGGAAGAGUUGAAGAAAAAGGAAGCAAAAUUAAAGGCCAAUCUUGCAGAGGAAGAGAAAAAGAAAAAGGAAGCUGAAGAAAAAGCCAAAUGUGAUCCAGAAGUACAAAAAAAGCAAGCAGAACUCAAGGCCAAAAAAGAAGAGGAAGAAAAAAAGAAAAUGGCCGCCUAUCUCAAGGCCAAAUGUGAGCAGGAAGAGAAAAACAAAAAAGAUGCUGAGCUAAAAGCCAAAUGCAAGGAGGACGAAAAACAGAAAGACGAAGCCAAACUUUUGGGAAAAUGUGACAAACAAGAGUUAAAAAAGAAAGAAGAGCAAACAACCAAAGCUGAGGAUCCUAAAAAGAAGAAUUAACAAAUAUCAAUAAAUGCAAACAAAUUGUCAAAGGCUCUUAAAUAAAGUAAAAUAAAU
Drosophila willistoni is the source of this 2127-nucleotide messenger RNA. Its product is annotated as axoneme-associated protein mst101(2). The transcript has a single exon. Bases 1 to 2070 code for a protein of 689 amino acids. Gene Ontology annotation, cellular component: mitochondrion. NCBI's taxonomy places the organism in Eukaryota, Metazoa, Arthropoda, Insecta, Diptera, Drosophilidae. The record is from RefSeq and is a predicted model, not a curated record.